This is a messenger RNA of Morone saxatilis (striped sea-bass), 2283 nucleotides long. RefSeq names its product four and a half LIM domains 3a (gene fhl3a). Gene Ontology annotation, molecular function: actin binding; transcription coregulator activity. Gene Ontology annotation, cellular component: Z disc; stress fiber; nucleus. Bases 255 to 1094 code for a protein of 279 amino acids. The record is from RefSeq and is a predicted model, not a curated record. The transcript is spliced from 6 exons. NCBI's taxonomy places the organism in Eukaryota, Metazoa, Chordata, Actinopteri, Moronidae. Gene Ontology annotation, biological process: actin cytoskeleton organization.
CAGUAGUAGAACAAAUGUAGCCGGCAAACUGCAUCAGUCUCCGCCACAGAGGUUUUGACUACUGUCAGAAGAAACACAAAGUUUUACUGCGGGAGGGCGACGCUCCUGAGCCGCCGGAGUAGCGACCUGCAAACUGAUCCCAGCCCUGAUCUGAGCGAGUGUCUGCUGACAGAGAGAGGGAGGCGGGUUACCACUGGUGUUGCAGAAGGUGCCUCCAGACUUCAGACAUUACUCCUGGUUUACAGAAAAUUACAAUGGCUGACCGUUUUGACUGUGACAACUGCAAGGAGUCCUUGUAUGGCCGCAAGUACAUUCAGUCAGAUGACCAUCCCUACUGCAUCCCCUGUUACGACAGCCUGUUCUCAAACACAUGUGACGAGUGCAAAGAGCUGAUCGGCCAUGACGCAAGGGAGCUCUUCUAUGAGGACCGGCAUUAUCAUGAGCACUGCUUCCGCUGUUUCCGUUGUGAUCGCUCGUUGGCAGAUGAGCCUUUCACCAGCCAGGAUGAUGCGUUGCUCUGCAAUGACUGCUACUGUAAUGAGUUCUCCUCCAAGUGUGUAGCCUGUGACAAGAUCGUCAUGCCAGGUACGAGGAAGUUGGAGUAUGCAGGCUCUACAUGGCAUGAGGGCUGCUUCAUCUGUCACAGCUGCGAACAGCCAAUUGGCUCGAAGUCUUUCAUCCCUGACAAGGAUGAACACUACUGUGUGUCCUGCUAUGAGGACAAGUUCGCUCCACGCUGCACACGCUGUAAAAAGACCUUGGCUAAAGGUGGUGUGACCUAUAGAGAGGAGCCAUGGCAUAAGGAGUGUUUUGUCUGCACCAGUUGUAAGACACAGCUGGCGGGUCAACACUUCACCUCCCGAGACGACAGCCCUUACUGCCUCAAGUGCUUUGGCAGCCUGUAUGCCAAGAAGUGCGAGGCCUGCAGCAAACCAAUCACAGGUUUUGGAGGAGGAAAGUACAUCUCAUUUGAGGAUCGCCAGUGGCAUCAGCCAUGCUUCACCUGCUCUCAGUGCUCUGUUUCACUGGUGGGCGCUGGCUUUUUCCCUGAUGGUGACAGGAUCUUGUGCCGUGACUGCAACAGCAACCUAUAGAGCAGUCAUUCACCAUAUUCUCACCCUUCCCUUGACUUACCUUCCACUCUUCGUCACAGCAUUUCAAAAACCCCAAGUCAUUACCGAGGAAGGUAACGAAGGCUAACAAAUGCUGCCUCUCAGGUUGUUUUUAUAUUAAAAAAAUCAGUUCCUCGUGGUCCCUGUCUGGGUGAGAUUUUUAUCCAGGAGCUAGUGCGCAAUAUCCUGUUUUGAUGCUGCAUUGUUUGAAUGAACGACCACAAAGAUUUCCUCUUUAACCAAAAAGUUAAUGAUUUUGUGCAACAAAGUUAAUGGAGUGCCUUAAGAAUACCAUUGCUUAUAUGUUAUGUACUAUUGAACCAAAGAACUGCAAAAUGCUAGUCACUUUGCAAGAAAUUCCUUCAUAUUUUAUAUAAAAAAUUGAUUGAGCACUGAUACACAGUAUAGUAUGUAAACCUACACCACAGUGUGUAUGUCAAAGUAUGGUGGAGGUACUGUUGUGUUGCUCUUAUAACUGCAGUUUAAAGCAUUUUAAUUACAGUAUGUCAGAAAAUAAAAGCAAGAUGAAAAAAAAAACUGAGGUAGUCAGUUUAUGGUAGUUAUGAUCAAUAAAAUCAUUUGCACUUUGGGUAAGAUAUUCUCUUGCUACCAUGUUAUGUGCACAUAAUAACACAUCUUAAAAAAAACAUGGCACACAGACCACUUUUUUGUCAUGUAUCUGCUUUUGUUGAACUUUGCAAUGACACUUAUUUUUACAUAAAAUUUCUUAUUUCUGUUGUUUUUUGCAUAUGUUGUAAUGAAUCUUUUUAUCACCAGUGCUCAAAGAGCCAGCAUUUAUAACCCAAAAGAAGCUGAAAUGAAAUCUAAUACCAUUGUGUAUUGCAGGAGUAUGCAUGUCUUUGUCUGCCAUGAUUUGAUUUUUUUGUUGCUGUUAAUGCUAUUAGUGUUUUGUUUUGUUUUGCAUUGUAACAUGUAUGUGAAAAAUUCUGAAAAAAACAAACAAACCUAUUUUUCAUUAUUUCAGCUUUGAUGCUGGUGAGUCAGAGUUGGCAAAUACACAUUUUAAGAUUAAAAUACGUCAUUGAGGCACUAAAAGUAUGAACUUACUGUAAAAAAAAAAGAUGAUAAUUGAUAUGGCUACAUGUUUCGUUUAUUUGUGAAGGCUUAUUAAAUAAAUUUACACUGACUGAUCUCUUCUGGACAGUUUUUA